Sebastes umbrosus (honeycomb rockfish) is the source of this 3894-nucleotide messenger RNA. It is a transcript of the gene dgkab, whose product is annotated as diacylglycerol kinase, alpha b. The coding region runs from base 170 to 2335 and encodes 721 amino acids. NCBI's taxonomy places the organism in Eukaryota, Metazoa, Chordata, Actinopteri, Perciformes, Sebastidae. The transcript has 24 exons. Gene Ontology annotation, molecular function: ATP-dependent diacylglycerol kinase activity; calcium ion binding. The record is from RefSeq and is a predicted model, not a curated record. Gene Ontology annotation, biological process: lipid phosphorylation; diacylglycerol metabolic process; intracellular signal transduction. Gene Ontology annotation, cellular component: plasma membrane.
AUCCGCUAAUACCAACACAGACAUUUACUCAGAAGCACCAGCUGCCGUCAACCAGCAGAUCAAAGCUGUGUGUUGUGAAGAAGCUCCGAGUUUGGGACAGAUUGUUGUUUACUGAAAAGUCUGAGGAAAGAGGAAGGAAGGAAAGAAGGAAGGAAGUCAUCUGAUCGGCAUGGCCUCGCCCGACGAUACUGAAGGGUCUCUGACUCCUGUGGAUUUCAUCCAGCUGCAGCAUUACAUGGAAUACAGCAGUUUGAGGGUGAAAGAUGUGAUUAAGGAGUUUCACCCCAGAGGUCGGCUGGCCCAGCACAGCUUUGGAGAGUCCGUCGAUGCAGCUGGUUUCUGUCUCUUUCUCAAGACCUACCUAGAAGUGGACGACUUCCCUGCAGAUUUCGGCCAACGCCUUUAUCGCUAUUUUCAACAUGUGGAGCAGGAUGGGUCCACAAAGAGCCCUCUGCCCAAAGGAGGUGGCGUCUUUCUACGUGAUGUGUCCUGUUACUUCUCAGUGCUGGAGGAAGGACAGCCACGGGAGAAACUUGAAUUUACUUUCAAACUUUACGAUAAAGACUGCAACCAACUCCUGGACAGCUCUGAGGUGGAUCGUAUAAUCACCCAGAUGAUGCGAGCGGCUGAUUACCUGGGCUGGGACGUGACUGAACUCAGACCAGUGCUCCAAGACAUGAUGACAGCGAUCGAUGUGGAUGACAGUGGGACUGUCACUCUGGAUGAAUGGGUGAAGGGAGGCAUGAACAACAUACCUUUAUUGGUUCUGCUUGGACUGAAGAUGACAGAGAGGGAUGGACAGCACAUUUGGAGGAUGAAGCACUUUAACAAGCCGACGUACUGCAGCGUGUGUCAGAGCAUGCUGCUCGGCCUCGGCAAGCAGGGACUCUGCUGCACCUGUUGCAAGUACACCGUCCACAAUCAGUGUGCCAACAAGAAUCCCGAACCCUGCGCUCGAACCUUUGUCAAUACUAAAAAGGAGAUUGGUGUACCAGCUCACGACUGGAUCAGAGCUGACUGUAAGUCCACCAAGUGUCAGGUCUGCCACAAGAAGAUCAAGACUUCAGCGGGGAGGCAUUGUGUGUGGUGCCAGGAGAUGCGUCACGAUGAGUGUAUUUUGGGUGGCUUAUCGACCUGUGAGUGUGGGCCACUAAGAGAUCAUAUACUGCCUCCGUGGGCCAUACACGCCGUCUCUAAGGAGGAGGACACCAGCUUGUUAAACGUCACCCCUGAUGGCCACAUCCUGCAGAUUGUUUCGCUUCCAGACAUCCACCCUCUGCUGGUGUUUGUGAACCCAAAAAGUGGAGGGAAGCAGGGUGAACGAGUGCUCAGGAAGUUUCAGGGCCUGCUGAACCCACGUCAAGUGUACAACCUUUGCAACGGCGGUCCUGCACCAGGACUACACCUCUUCCGUAACCUGCAUAACUACAGGAUCUUGGUGUGUGGAGGAGAUGGCACCGUCGGGUGGCUCCUGGACGCUAUAGACAAAGCAGAUCUGCAGGUGCAUCCUCCAAUAGCUGUGCUGCCUCUGGGCACCGGGAAUGACCUGGCUCGCUGCCUACGCUGGGGAGGAGGCUACGAUGGGUCAGACUUGAGAGAGAUCCUGAAGGAGAUCGAAGGUGGCGAGUUGGUUCCCAUGGACCGCUGGAGCAUCCAGGUGAUACCAGACGACCCCCAAGAGGCAGGAGACCCGGUGCCCUACGAGAUCAUUAACAACUACUUCUCUGUUGGAGUGGAUGCCUCUAUCGCUCAUCGUUUCCACUCCAUGAGAGAGAAACAUCCCCAGAGAUUCAACAGCAGGAUGAAGAACAAACUUUGGUAUUUUGAGUUUGCCACUUCUGAGACCAUCUCUGCGUCUUGCAAGAGGCUGAAGGACUGUCUCAUGAUCGAGUGCUGGGGGAAGUCUGUGGAUCUGGGCAACGCGUCUCUGGAGGGCAUAGCUGUCCUCAACAUACCCAGCAUGCACGGAGGCUCCAACCUCUGGGGCGAGUCCAAGAAGUCGGAUGACGUGCCAGAAGUGGAGCCCAGUGAGGUUAUCACUGACCCUGAACUUCUUAAAACAAUCUCUCAAGAUAUGAGUGAUAAGCGCUUGGAGGUGGUGGGGCUGGAAGGAGCCAUAGAGAUGGGACAGAUCUACACGGGACUGAAGAGCGCCGGGCACAGACUGGCACAGUCUUCCCAGAUUACCAUCAGGACAAUCAAAGCCCUGCCCAUGCAAAUCGAUGGGGAGCCCUGGAUGCAGCCUCCGUGUACUAUCCACAUUUCUCACAAGAACCAAGCUAACAUGAUGAUGGCUGCACCAACAAAACCAACCGGCUUCUUUCACCUCAAAUAGAUUAACGUUUCUUCUACAUCCUCCGGUCUGCUGAGUGUCACAACACAACACCUGUAUCAUCGUGAAUGAUGCAGGAUGAGUAUUUAAUCCAUCGCUGAGUGUGUAACUGUGUGUUUCUAUUAAUAAGUAUUCAUGUGUAUGUCUUUUGCACUUAAUCCCUGAUAUAAUUCUGCAGACAGACCAAGUCAAAAGUGAAAAUUUCACUACUCAGUCUGAUCGUUGCUAUUGUGUGCCAACUUAAAUGUAAUGCAUCCAUUUUUUGUUUUGUUUUUGUAAAUAGAAGAGCCGAGAUGUUGUGUGUCAAUAUAAUACAAUAUACGGAUAAGGAAUAUAUUUGCUUAUUUUAUGUUGUGAUAGCUUUUUUUGUGGAUAAUGAAAUGUAUUUAUUUAAAAACAAUUUCGGCCUUCAACAACAAGAUCCUACCUGUCUGUUCUCGUGUCUUUCACUGUCAGUGUUCAUCCAACUGAAAGAAUAUUAAUGUAAUUAUUUCAGUGUUGUUGACUGUUUCUUAGAUAGGUGAAGAAAUGAUGUGAGAAACACUUGAUUGAAUGUGACCAAAUAUGGUUUUCUAAAGAUUUGCUCUACAGUUAUAGUCCUGAAAGUGCUGGACAGAGGGUGUGUGAUUGAGCUUUUACCAAGUUUAGUAUAAAAACUAAAAACAGCAUUCCUUUGUAUUUAAUACAUUAAGUUGCACACUGGAGUUAUGUUAGUUUCCUAGAUGUUGUUGUCCUGUAACUUUGCUGACAAUUUAUGUUUUUGCAUCAUCUUUGUAACAAGAUUCUCGCAUUGAUUAGGCUUCUUAAAAACACAAAAUAUGCAGAAUUCUAAUGAAAUAAGAUAUAUCCCACCUAAUAAUACAUUUCGUGACUGGAUAAAUGUUGGAGAAAAUAAUGCUGAUAAGAUUAUGUUUCAGUGAUUGUGCAUUAUGUGUCUCUCAGGAGUCAGUAGUCUUGUUUUGAGUCUGUCAGUGUACAUUCAUGCAGUAUAGUAAUUCAUGUUUACAUGCAACCCGUUUGCAUGUUCAUUUAUUAUGUUGUCUUAAUGUCAAAUUGUGUGGUUGUCCUCUGCAUGUGUGUCUUGGCAUCCGUUUCAGUGAGGCUCAUACAGCAUCAUAUUGACAACUUUUAUUGAAUUUUCCUCAGAAAUAAUUACAUUCUGUCGUUCCACUACAAAUCCCUUUAUAAUAUACAGUGUCCUGUUUAUAUUAGUGCAGAUCUUACUGUGUGUUGCAGCUGAAUAUGAAGCUCUUAAAGGUUUCGUCACACUGGAAUGAGACAGACUUGUACCAUAAUGCACAACAGUAUUUAUUAUAAGGAUACAAAACCCCCAUUUUCAUCUAAAUCUUAAACUCUUUUAAAGGACAAAUGGCAGCAUACCAGAAUGUUUACAUGGUCUUAUAAAUUACAGUUCUUGAUAACAUGCUGCUUUCACUGCUUUCAAAGUAGAAAAGAACACAAAUUUGCCUGUAAAAACAUCUAUAGCACAGUAUGAAGUGUACUCCCAUGCUUAUCUGUCAUAAAGAAUAUGUAUGAGCACUUAACAAUGCUUAUAUUUCAAA